CGUGGAGUAGAAAUUACCUUGCCAGAUUGGGACUUCAGGGUGAACUUCGCUCGACGCUCGGCCAAUGCUCAUCAGGCUGUUCAGGGCACAACCCAGAAUCUCAAAUUUGAAGGAAUUAGAGGAUUUAUUCACCAUUCAAAGAAGCUUUCUGAAUAAAGUGACGAUUUCAUUCUGACUCAUAAGUUUCGAGAGGUGACCUUGCAGAGCCAUGAUUGAGUUUUGGUACUAAGAUUUAACAUGGGGCAUCUCAAAUCUUGGUUGGAUCAUUGCUUCACACCGGUACCGGUACAAUCCAAGACAGGAAGAUCCUCUUUCGCCCAACGCCCAACAACCGAGGCAGAACCCUCAUUUUUUGCGAAGGAGAAAAAAGAAACAAAGCAUCACUUCUUCGGUACCAACUUCUCCCAUCGACACCAUGACGAGGCUUCCGUUUCUUCUUGUUACUAUCAUUUCUCUUGUUGCUUCCAACGCCUGGGCCCUCCGUCUGAGUGGAGACACCCUUGAGACGACGAAAGGAGCAGGACACGACCAGUUUGCUCGCCGCCUUCCCCACUUCCGCACUUGGGAUAGCGACAUUUUUUUCAACGCCAUUGAUUGUUCGGCGGAAUCAGGAUCUUGGACUUUGGCGGAUGGAGAUGGAGAUGGUGAAAAGAUUUCUAUUUCGUGGUCCACUGGAUCUUCUUGUUCCUUCGCAGGAGAUAUCACUCUGAAGCGUGGUCUUAUUGGGCGGAGGAGACUCAGCUCUGAUAGGUCCAGGAGGCUCGAAGAUGGCUUAUUCAAUUUGAGUUUUCGUGGCAGCGUGGGCUUUCUCAAUAAUAAACGUGAUGCCAUUCUCCUGAGCGGAGUGCUCACCGAUGGCGACGGCAAUUCAAAGAACGCUGUGAUACUGAUUGCUCUUUCAACAUCCACGAGGAGGCGAAGGUUGGAAGAUGGAAUUGCUCGUGACAUUUCAAUCGGAUUUGACGCUUCGAUCCUUAUUGACACUGCAAACGAUCUUAUCAAAGUCAUCAGAUCUACAGAUGGAUCCGAAUUGACGUCGCCCGACUACUCCACAUACAUUGAUCCUGCUUCCUCCUCGGAUUCCAAUACACCCAGCAGUACUCCCGCAUCGAGUUGCUUCCCCGAAGUGGCCACGGCUCAAGUCAAAGGCACCGGUCCCGUAGCAAUGAAGAAUCUUCAACUGGGGGACCUUGUCUUGACCACCACCGGCAACGAGGACGCAUAUUAUGAGAAAAUCUAUGCCUUUGGACACUACAGUCCGAAGACAGAGGCGGCAUUUGUUCAAUUGGUAACUGACGAUUCCACUUUGGAGAUGACUGGGGAGCAUUUGGUUUUUGUGGCCAACAAAGUCAACCCCGUUCGUGCCGAUUCCAUCCAAGUGGGCGACAUCCUCCAACCAGCGGCCAAGGUUGCCGAGAUUAACACUGUGCACCGUAAGGGACUCUAUGCUCCUCUUACGGCUUCUGGACGUUUGGUCGUCGACGAUAUCCUUGCAUCAUCCUACAUCAGCUUGCAAGAUGAGCAGGCGGAAUUUGUGGCUGUGGGCAGUGUUACCACUGGAAUCUCCCAACACUGGUUUGUGCACCUCAUGCUAUCCCCCUUUCGUACCAUGUGCUCGGGAAUGAUGGGAAGCAAGAACAGCGACUGGUGCCAUGCCUACAAUGACGACGGCUUGCCUCAUUUCAUUGGAACCGGCAUGGAUUUCCAGCAUUGGGUUGAAAACCAGAAUGUGGCGUUACAGUGGAUGCUGCUUGGAACGGUUCUAAUGAUUGCGGGAGUGUGCAUGUUUGUUGAGAAUUUGUUUGGCGUCUUGGCGGUGAUUCCUACUGCCACUGUGAUUGUGGGUGGGGCUGCGUUUGUUUUCUUCAAGGCCAACCACCUUGCUGUUCGUGGCAGCAAAGUGAAGCGUAUCUGAGUGACUGAAUGCUACAUAGAAGACGCAAUGGCAAUGGCGUACCAUGAUAACGGGUGACACUGCUGCGGCACCGUGUCAAUGCGCUCUUGGUUCCAUGGGUUCUUACUGCUUAUUACAUAGCUGCAUUGUCCAGAUUCGUCCCGAAAAGUUAAUAUAAGACACAAUUGUACACU
This is a messenger RNA of Seminavis robusta, 2088 nucleotides long. Lineage: Eukaryota; Bacillariophyta; Bacillariophyceae; Naviculales; Naviculaceae. The record is from the annotation of a GenBank genome assembly.